This is a messenger RNA of Glossina fuscipes, 3660 nucleotides long. Its product is annotated as neprilysin-1-like. The record is from RefSeq and is a predicted model, not a curated record. NCBI's taxonomy places the organism in Eukaryota, Metazoa, Arthropoda, Insecta, Diptera, Glossinidae. Gene Ontology annotation, molecular function: metalloendopeptidase activity. Gene Ontology annotation, cellular component: plasma membrane. The transcript is spliced from 10 exons. Gene Ontology annotation, biological process: protein processing. The coding region runs from base 861 to 3305 and encodes 814 amino acids.
AUGUCCAAUGUUUCUAAGUUUUUUAAUCAAGAUAAUUCAGCGCUGAUUUAUGGGCAUAAAAAGGUUGAAACUGGGAAUAAUAUAUAUUCAUAUAUACCAUGUUUUGAAAAUAGACCUAAUUUACAAUGAAUGACAGUUUUACAAAAUACUUGAUAUAUUGAGACAAGCUCUCAAAGAAAACGUCAAAUUUUAUUCGAUUUUCAUCAAUACUGCCGCACUGCAUUAUUUAUAGCCAAAAAUCGCGCUAGAAAAUACGGCCAAAUAAUGAUUUAAAUUAUAGAAAAAUUUGAUGUAAAACUGGAUUGACAAUCAGCUUAGUAAAAACUAUGUAUUUAAAAACUAUAUCCACUUAACUUAUUUGAAAUACUGUCGUUUUUCAAUAAAUAGUGUGUUUUAAAUUAAAAAAAAUUAUUAUUUUUCUAGAAUCCUAACGAUUUGUCUUAAGUUGACGAUUUAUCAUCAAAAAUACUUGACAGCCCUGGUUUAGUGUCCUGCUCAUUUGGUAUACAAAGAGAGGAUUAGUAAACACAUGCAUAUACACAUAUACAAACGUUUGCAUUUAUGCAUAUAAAUAUACAUAUGCGUAUAUAUAAAGCAUGACAUAAACCUUUUAAGGAGAAAACGAAAAAAAAAAAAAUUAAUUUCGUAGAAGAGUUUGCGUACGAAGAGGUUAUGUUUCAAAAAUGCAGAAGCAAUUGCGAGUCUUUUUAAAGGACGUGCACUUGCACAAGUAAACAGUUUAAAAGUGUGGUUGCUCGGAGAUUCAUCAAAAUAAAUAAACAGAGAAGAAGACACAAAGAAGAUAGCAAAAAAAAAUAUCAUUCAUGGAAGUUUAUAUAUAACUCGUAAUAGCGGCUGAAAUGUUGGAAACGGAAAAUAAUAAACUCAUCGAUAAUGGUUACAUUCCAAAGGGACAAGGAGAGGUAAAACUUACAACAAAACGCCAGACGCCAGCCUUAAUGGAAGGAAGCGAAACAUCGGCUCCGAAAUUAACGAACGAUAAUGGUACAACAAAUUGCAAAUAUUCAACGGUAGUGUAUGUAAACGAUGAGAACCAUAUCGGGAACACUUCAUCAGUGCGUAUACACUCGAACUCCGUUCACGAGAACAGUGGCAAAUGGCUGUUGAAGAAGAGAUUUUUAAAAAUAAAAUAUAUUAUCCUGGCUGUAGCCUCUAUAAUCUUUGGUGCCCUGUUAGGAGCGUUGACCGUCCAUUACACCAACACCGACACUAUAUGUUAUACCACAGAAUCUAAAUUUAAACAUAACAAUAUCUGCCUUACGGAGGAAUGCGUACGUUCAGCGUCACAUUUAUUGGAUGCAAUGGAUAUAACUGUAAAUCCUUGCGAAGACUUUUUUCAAUACGCAUGCGGUACCUGGAAUAAGAAGCAUGUCAUACCUGAAGAUAAGAGUUCGAUAAGCACUUUUGAGGUGUUAGCCGAUAAUUUGCAGAUUAUACUUAAAGAUAUACUCGAGGAACCGACUAGCGGUGGCGAUAAUCAAGCGACUAUUAAAGCAAAAACAUUUUAUAAAAGCUGUAUGGACAUACCUCAAAUACGAAAAUUCGGAGAGAAGCGAUUAAAGGAAAUUCUAAAAUCAUUGGGCGGAUGGCCGGUUAUCGAAACCGAUUGGCAAUUACCGAAAAUGACUAUUGAAGAGCUUUUAGGUGAAUUGCGAAGUAAAUAUAGCGAAUCGGUAUUAGUGGAAUUAUAUGUAGGAGCUGAUGACAAGAAUUCAUCGGCUCAUAUACUCCAGAUCGAUCAAUUGUCUUUAGCUUUGCCCUCAAGAGAUUAUUAUCUUAAGUCGAGUAGUGAAAAUGCUCUCAAAGCGUAUCAUAAAUACAUGACCAAAACGGCCGUGUUGCUAGGUGCUAAACCUGAGAUUGUCGAACAAGAACUUGAUCAGGUAUUACAAUUUGAAAUACAGUUAGCAAAUGCAACAUUGCCCGAGGCCGAUCGACAUGAUACGAGUGCGAUAUACAACAAAAUAUCUUUAAUCGCAAUUCAAGCUCAAUUUCCAGAACUUAAUUGGACGCGAUUUCUCCAAGAGUCUUUAGGCCCUAAUAUAAAUUUGCAACCAGAUGAAGAGCUUGUCGUCUACGCCAUGUCAUAUCUAACGAAAAUGUGUCAAUUAUUGAAUCAAACUGAUAGAAGAAUUCUACAUAAUUACGCUCUUUGGCGUUUAGUAAUGUCCGUUAUGGCACAUAUGGUCGAUGAAUAUCAACAAGAACGAUUUGAAUUUCGUCGAAUAUUAUUGGGUAUACAAAGCGAACGCGACCGAUGGGGUCAAUGCGUAGAGUGGACUAAUAAAAAGUUGGGCAUGGCAGUCGGGGCACUGUUCAUAAAAAACAAUUUCGAUCAGAAAAGUAAAGAAAUCGCUCUUGAAAUGAUUCGCACCAUUCGUGAAGCUUUCAAUGAAUUAUUAGCGGAAAAUCAUUGGAUGGAUGACGAGACGCGGGCUGUGGCUAAAGAGAAAGCUGAUACAAUGAACGAACGCAUAGGCUAUCCAGAGAUCCUAACCAAUGUUAACGAAUUGGAGAAGGAAUAUCUCAAUCUAACUAUCAUCCCAGACAAUUAUAUGGAAAACAUUCUAAAUAUACUUACUUGGGAAACUGAGAAAAAUAUGGAACUUCUAAGGCAACCGGUUGACAAAGCAAAAUGGACAACAGAACCAGCUGUAGUAAAUGCAUUUUAUAAUCCCAACAAAAAUGAUAUCGUAUUUCCGGCGGGAAUAUUGCAACCACUUUUUUAUAGUCAGCAUUAUCCAAAAUCUCUCAAUUACGGCGGCAUUGGUGUUGUCAUAGGGCACGAAAUAACUCAUGGAUUCGAUGAUAAAGGUCGACAAUUCGACAAGGAUGGCAAUAUGAUGCAAUGGUGGAAUAACGCAACGAUUGAAGCAUUUCGCGGACGCACUCAAUGCAUUAUAGAUCAGUAUUCCAAGUACAAAGUUGAUGAAGUUGGUCAAUAUAUGAAUGGGCGUAUGACGCAAGGGGAAAACAUAGCCGACAAUGGCGGGCUAAAGCAAGCAUUUAGAGCCUAUAAAAAAUGGGUUAAACAACACGGGCCUGAACUGCUUUUGCCAGGUUUGAAUCUUACUCACGAUCAACUAUUUUUUUUGAAUUACGCUCAAAUAUGGUGCGGUUCAAUGCGUCCCGAAGAUGCCUUGACUAAAAUACGUUCCUCUGUGCAUUCGCCGGGCUCAAUACGUGUUCUUGGUCCCUUAUCAAAUUCAAAAGACUUUGCUGAAGCAUAUCAAUGCACACCGGACUCACCAAUGAAUCCAAUUGAAAAAUGUAGUGUAUGGUGAAAAAAUUCAUCGUAUGAAAUCAUUAUGAAACUUCUCAGCGUUUAAGAUGACGUAUUUGACAGUACAAUUGUUUUAGAGGCCACAACAAAGCAUAUUCAUAUUAUUCCGUUUAUGGAAAACGUGCGAAUAAAUAAUAGCUAUACUUACUUCUUUGUAGGUAUAGAUAUAUAUAUAUAUACAUACAUACAUAAACACAUAUUCGAAAGCUUCAAAUACUUGGGUAAUUUUUGUAUUAUCAGCGGAACAGUAAGAAAUGAAAUCCUUGCUUGAACAUAAAUACAUCAAUUUUAUAUUUGACAUUUUUAUGAAUAUGCACACACACGCACCGCCCCAUUAUACCCAUAUAUAUAUAUAU